AUGACAGCAUGGACAGAAGAAGAAUGCCGAAGCUUUGAACAUGCACUUCUGCUUUAUGGAAAAGACUUUCAUCUCAUACAGAAAAACAAGGUAAGAACCAGAACAGUUGCUGAGUGUGUGGCUUUCUAUUACAUGUGGAAAAAGUCAGAACGCUAUGAUUACUUUGCUCAGCAAACAAGAUUUGGAAAGAAGAGAUACAACCAUCAUCCAGGAGUUACGGACUACAUGGAUCGUUUGGUAGAUGAAGCAGAAGCCCUUGGUGGAGCAGUGCAUUCUUCAGCCUUAACAUCUAAUAGUCGAACAGAAACUAUUCCCGAUCAGCAGCUAAGCAUUCUGAACUCCAUCACGGCCAAUGAGUUGACAGCAUUGACAAACAGUGUAGCUACAGUCUGCCACACUUCAGACGUGAACUGCCUGGAUGACACCUUUCCUCCUAUAGACAGCUUAUCCCGAGCACCAGUUAAUCAUGUGCCUGUUGGACCAGAAGAAUUGCUUAACUUGCCCAGCAAUGGUGAAAGUGAUUGUUUUAAUUUAUUUGAGACUGGCUUUUAUCAUUCAGAGCUAAACUCAAUGAACAUGUGCAGUGAGGAGGCAGAAAGACCUGCAAAGAGAUUGAAAAUGGGAAUUGCUGUCCCAGAGUCUUUCAUGAAUGAUGUCUCUGUAAAUAACCUUGGUGUGGACUUCGAGAACCACACACACCAUAUUACCAGUGCCAAAAUGGCUGUUUCAGUGGCUGACUUCAGCAGUCUGUCUGCAAAUGAGACAAAUGGUUUUAUCAGUACCCACGCUCUUCACCAACAUGCUGCCCUUCACUCAGAAUGACUGUGGAAAGCUAAACAAACAGUGGCUACUUUAUGCAGUAGUAGUAAACUUGAUGGGAGCUAUCAGGUUUGCUUAGUCUUUCACUGGGAGUUUGAACUUUAUGACAUCAGUGAUGUCUUUAUAUGUAUAGAACUAUAUCUUGGUUUAUCAAGAGUAAUUUCUUUUUUUCAGUCCAUAAACGUGGAAAUGUCAUAGGAUGUUUGGCAGAGUUUGGGACUAAAAGAACUCUGUGGUGCAGCUUUAAGCUCUGCUUCAGUU
Molecule: messenger RNA, 1080 nt
Organism: Mesitornis unicolor (brown roatelo)
Lineage: Eukaryota; Metazoa; Chordata; Aves; Mesitornithiformes; Mesitornithidae
Product: mesoderm induction early response protein 3-like
Exons: 4
Coding region: 1-822 (273 amino acids)
Biological process (GO): negative regulation of transcription by RNA polymerase II
Cellular component (GO): nucleoplasm
Molecular function (GO): transcription corepressor activity; histone deacetylase binding
Source: RefSeq, a predicted model, not a curated record